UCCAUCAUCAAGGCCAUGGUGCCCCUGCUGCACAUCGCCCUGCUCGUGCUCUUCGUCAUCAUCAUCUACGCCAUCAUCGGCCUGGAGCUCUUCAUGGGCAAGAUGCACAAGACGUGCUACAACCUGGAGGGCGUCACCGAUGUCCCAGCAGAAGACGACCCUUCGCCUUGUGCGCUGGAGACCGGCCACGGGCGGCAGUGCCAGAACGGCACGGUGUGCAAGCCCGGCUGGGACGGACCCAAGCACGGCAUCACCAACUUCGACAACUUCGCCUUCGCCAUGCUGACGGUGUUCCAGUGCAUCACCAUGGAGGGCUGGACGGACGUGCUCUACUGGAUGCAGGACGCUAUGGGCUAUGAGUUACCCUGGGUGUACUUUGUCAGUCUGGUCAUCUUUGGAUCCUUUUUCGUUCUAAAUCUGGUUCUCGGUGUGUUGAGCGGAGAGUUUUCCAAAGAGAGGGAGAAGGCCAAGGCUCGGGGAGAUUUCCAGAAGCUGCGGGAGAAGCAGCAGCUGGAAGAGGAUCUCAAAGGCUACCUGGAUUGGAUCACUCAGGCAGAAGACAUUGACCCCGAGAACGAGGACGAAGGCAUGGACGAGGAGAAACCUCGAAACAUGAGCAUGCCCACCAGCGAGACCGAGUCUGUCAACACCGAAAACGUGGCUGGAGGCGACAUCGAGGGCGAGAACUGCGGGGCCAGGCUGGCCCACCGGAUCUCCAAAUCGAAGUUCAGCCGGUACUGGCGCCGAUGGAAUCGGUUCUGCAGGAGAAAGUGCCGCGCCGCAGUCAAGUCCAACGUCUUCUACUGGCUGGUGAUUUUCCUAGUCUUCCUGAACACGCUCACCAUUGCCUCCGAGCACUACAACCAGCCCCACUGGCUCACGGAAGUCCAGGACACAGCCAACAAGGCCUUGCUGGCCCUGUUCACCGCGGAGAUGCUGCUGAAGAUGUACAGCCUGGGCCUGCAGGCCUACUUCGUGUCGCUCUUCAACCGCUUCGACUGCUUCAUCGUGUGCGGGGGCAUCCUGGAGACCAUCCUGGUGGAGACCAAGGUCAUGUCUCCCUUGGGCAUCUCCGUGCUGAGGUGCGUCCGGCUGCUGCGCAUAUUUAAGAUCACAAGGUACUGGAACUCCUUGAGCAACCUGGUGGCGUCCUUACUCAACUCCGUGCGCUCCAUUGCCUCCCUGCUCCUUCUCCUCUUCCUCUUCAUCAUCAUCUUCUCCCUCCUGGGGAUGCAGCUCUUCGGAGGGAAGUUCAACUUCGAUGAGAUGCAGACCCGCAGAAGCACAUUCGACAACUUCCCCCAGUCCCUCCUCACUGUGUUUCAGAUCCUGACCGGGGAGGACUGGAAUUCGGUGAUGUAUGAUGGGAUCAUGGCUUAUGGCGGCCCCUCUUUUCCAGGGAUGUUAGUCUGUAUUUACUUCAUCAUCCUCUUCAUCUGUGGAAAUUAUAUCCUACUAAAUGUGUUCUUGGCCAUUGCUGUGGACAACCUGGCUGAUGCUGAGAGCCUCACAUCUGCCCAAAAGGAAGAGGAAGAAGAGAAAGAGAGGAAGAAGCUGGCCAGGACUGCCAGCCCAGAGAAGAAACCAGAGGUGGUGGAGCAGCCGGCGGUGGAGGAAGCCAAGGAGGAGAAGAUUGAGCUGAAAUCGAUUACGGCUGAUGGAGAGUCUCCGCCCACCACCAAGAUCAACAUGGACGACCUCCAGCCCAGUGAAAAUGAGGAUAAGAGCCCCUACCCCAACCCAGAAACUGCAGGGGAAGAGGAUGAGGAGGAGCCGGAGAUGCCUGUCGGCCCCCGCCCAAGACCCCUGUCUGAGCUGCACCUCAAGGAGAAGGCGGUGCCCAUGCCAGAAGCCAGCGCCUUCUUCAUCUUCAGCCCCAGCAACAGGUUUCGCCUCCAGUGCCACCGCAUCGUCAACGACACCAUAUUCACCAACCUGAUCCUCUUCUUCAUCCUGCUCAGCAGCAUCUCCCUGGCCGCCGAGGACCCCGUGCAGCACAGCUCCUUCAGGAACCACAUCCUAGGCAAUGCGGACUAUGUCUUCACUGGUAUCUUUACCUUAGAAAUUAUCCUUAAGAUGACGGCAUACGGGGCCUUCCUGCACAAGGGCUCUUUCUGCCGGAACUACUUCAACAUCCUGGACCUGCUGGUGGUCAGCGUGUCCCUCAUCUCCUUUGGCAUACAGUCCAGCGCCAUCAACGUCGUGAAGAUCUUGCGAGUUCUGCGAGUGCUCAGGCCCCUGAGGGCCAUCAACAGGGCCAAGGGGCUAAAGCAUGUGGUUCAGUGCGUGUUCGUCGCCAUCCGGACCAUCGGGAACAUCGUGAUUGUCACCACACUGCUGCAGUUCAUGUUCGCCUGCAUCGGGGUCCAGCUCUUCAAGGGAAAGCUCUACACCUGCUCGGACAGCUCCAAGCAGACCGAGGCGGAAUGCAAGGGUAACUAUAUCACAUACAAGGACGGGGAGGUUGACCACCCCAUCAUCCAGCCCCGCAGCUGGGAGAACAGCAAGUUCGACUUCGACAAUGUCCUGGCAGCCAUGAUGGCCCUCUUCACGGUCUCGACCUUCGAGGGGUGGCCAGAGCUGCUGUACCGCUCCAUCGACUCCCACACGGAAGACAAGGGCCCCAUCUACAACUACCGCGUGGAGAUCUCCAUCUUCUUCAUCAUCUACAUCAUCAUCAUUGCCUUCUUCAUGAUGAACAUCUUCGUUGGUUUCGUCAUCGUCACCUUCCAGGAGCAGGGCGAGCAGGAGUACAAGAACUGCGAGCUGGACAAGAACCAGCGACAGUGCGUGGAGUACGCCCUCAAGGCCCGGCCCCUGCGAAGGUACAUCCCCAAGAACCAGCACCAGUACAAAGUGUGGUACGUGGUCAACUCCACCUACUUCGAGUACCUGAUGUUCGUCCUCAUCCUGCUCAACACCAUCUGCCUGGCCAUGCAGCACUACGGCCAGAGCUGCCUGUUCAAAAUCGCCAUGAACAUCCUCAACAUGCUUUUCACCGGCCUCUUCACCGUCGAGAUGAUCCUGAAGCUCAUUGCCUUCAAACCAAAGCACUAUUUCUGUGAUGCAUGGAAUACAUUUGACGCCUUGAUUGUUGUGGGUAGCAUUGUUGAUAUAGCAAUCACCGAGGUAAACCCAGCUGAACAUACCCAAUGCUCUCCCUCUAUGAACGCAGAGGAAAACUCCCGCAUCUCCAUCACCUUCUUCCGCCUCUUCCGGGUCAUGCGCCUGGUGAAGCUGCUGAGCCGCGGGGAGGGCAUCCGGACCCUGCUGUGGACCUUCAUCAAGUCCUUCCAGGCCCUGCCCUACGUGGCGCUGCUGAUCGUGAUGCUGUUCUUCAUCUACGCCGUGAUCGGGAUGCAGGUGUUUGGAAAAAUUGCCCUGAAUGACACCACAGAGAUCAACCGGAACAACAACUUUCAGACCUUCCCCCAGGCUGUGCUGCUCCUCUUCAGGUGUGCCACCGGCGAGGCCUGGCAGGACAUCAUGCUGGCCUGCAUGCCAGGCAAGAAAUGUGCCCCAGAGUCCGAGCCCAGCAACAGCACAGAAGGCGAAGCCCCCUGCGGCAGCAGCUUUGCUGUCUUCUACUUCAUCAGCUUCUACAUGCUCUGUGCCUUCCUGAUCAUCAACCUCUUUGUAGCUGUCAUCAUGGACAACUUUGACUACCUGACAAGGGACUGGUCAAUCCUCGGUCCUCAUCACCUGGAUGAAUUUAAAAGAAUCUGGGCAGAGUAUGACCCUGAAGCCAAGGGUCGUAUCAAACACCUAGAUGUGGUGACCCUGCUCCGGCGGAUUCAGCCCCCGCUGGGCUUUGGGAAGCUGUGCCCCCACCGCGUGGCUUGCAAACGCCUGGUUUCCAUGAACAUGCCUCUGAACAGCGAUGGGACGGUCAUGUUCAAUGCCACCCUGUUCGCCCUGGUCAGGACAGCCCUGAGGAUCAAAACAGAAGGGAACCUCGAACAAGCCAACGAAGAGCUGCGGGCCAUCAUCAAGAAGAUCUGGAAGCGGACCAGCAUGAAGCUGCUGGACCAGGUGGUGCCCCCUGCAGGUGAUGAUGAGGUCACCGUCGGCAAGUUCUAUGCCACCUUCCUGAUCCAAGAGUACUUUCGGAAAUUCAAGAAGCGCAAAGAGCAGGGCCUUGUGGGCAAGCCUUCCCAGAGGAACGCCCUGUCCCUGCAGGCUGGCUUGCGCACACUGCAUGACAUCGGGCCGGAGAUCCGCCGGGCCAUCUCUGGAGAUCUGACCGCUGAGGAAGAGCUGGACAAGGCCAUGAAAGAGGCGGUGUCCGCGGCUUCCGAAGACGACAUCUUCAGGAGGGCCGGUGGCCUGUUUGGCAACCACGUCAGCUACUACCAAAGCGACGGCCGGGGCGCCUUCCCGCAGACCUUCACCACGCAGCGGCCACUGCACAUCAACAAGGCGGGCAACAGCCAAGGCGACACCGAGUCACCCUCCCACGAGAAACUGGUAGACUCCACCUUCACCCCCAGCAGCUACUCGUCCACGGGCUCCAACGCCAACAUCAACAACGCCAACAACACCGCCCUGGGCCGCGUCCCCUGCCCUGCCGGCCACCCCAGCACCGUCAGCACCGUGGAGGGCCACGGCCCCCCCUUGUCCCCUGCCGUCCGGGUGCAGGAGGCAGCGUGGAAGCUCAGCUCCAAGAGGUGCCACUCCCGGGACAGCCAGACGGCCAUGGUGUGCCCAGAGGACGUGUCUCCCGACAAGCCCUAUGAAAUGAAGACGAACGAAGACCGCGAGUCCUGCGGCGAGCCCAGCCUGCUCUCCACAGAGAUGCUUUCCUACCAGGAUGAUGAAAAUCGACAGUUGACGCCCCCAGAGGACAAGAGGGACAUCCGGCAAUCCCCGAAGAGGGGCUUCCUUCGCUCUGCCUCACUAGGUCGAAGGGCCUCCUUCCACCUGGAAUGUCUGAAACGACAGAAGAACCAAGGGGGAGACAUCUCUCAGAAGACAGUCCUGCCGCUACAUCUGGUUCAUCAUCAGGCGUUGGCGGUAGCUGGCCUGAGCCCCCUCCUCCAGAGAAGCCAUUCCCCCACCUCGGUCCCCAGGCCGUUCGCCACGCCCCCUGCCACUCCGGGCAGCCGUGGCUGGCCCCCGCAGCCCAUCCCCACCCUGCGCCUGGAGGGGGCCGAGUCCAGCGAGAAGCUCAACAGCAGCUUCCCAUCCAUCCACUGUGGCUCCUGGGCUGAGGGGGCCGCCCCCGGUGGUGGGGGCAGCAGUGCGGCCCGGAGGGCCCGGCCCGUCUCCCUCACAGUGCCCAGCCCAGCGGGGGCGCCAGGCAGGCAGUUCCACGGCAGUGCCAGCAGUCUGGUGGAAGCGGUCCUGAUUUCGGAAGGACUGGGGCAGUUUGCGCAAGACCCCAAGUUCAUCGAGGUCACGACCCAGGAGCUGGCGGACGCCUGCGACAUGACGAUAGAGGAGAUGGAGAGCGCGGCAGACAACAUCCUCAGCGGGGGCGCCCCGCAGAGCCCCAACGGCACCCUCUUACCUUUUGUGAACUGCAGGGACCCGGGGCAGGACCGAGCAGGGGGCGAAGAGGACGGGAGCUGCGCGCGCGCCCCGGGGCGCGGGCGGAGCGAGGAGGAACUGCACGACAGCAGGGUCUACGUCCGCAGCCUGUAGUCGCCAGGGCUGGGGAGAUGCUGGGUUUUUUAUUUGUUUCAAUGUUCCUAAUGGGUUCGUUUCAGAAGUG
Molecule: messenger RNA, 5713 nt
Organism: Propithecus coquereli (Coquerel's sifaka)
Lineage: Eukaryota; Metazoa; Chordata; Mammalia; Primates; Indriidae
Gene: CACNA1C
Product: calcium channel, voltage-dependent, L type, alpha 1C subunit
Exons: 43
Coding region: 16-5643 (1875 amino acids)
Biological process (GO): calcium ion import across plasma membrane
Cellular component (GO): voltage-gated calcium channel complex; membrane
Molecular function (GO): high voltage-gated calcium channel activity
Source: RefSeq, a predicted model, not a curated record